This is a messenger RNA of Rhagoletis zephyria (snowberry fruit fly), 954 nucleotides long. The record is from RefSeq and is a predicted model, not a curated record. Lineage: Eukaryota; Metazoa; Arthropoda; Insecta; Diptera; Tephritidae.
AUGAACAACUCGAUCGGCUUUGACGACCGUAUCUUCAACUUCUUCAUCAACCUCGCCAAGGAGAUUGUGAAGCAGCGAAAGGCGGACAAGAGCGGUGGCAAAGCGGCCACCAAGCGAAACGACCUGGUGCAGCUGCUGAUGGACGCCUACGUCUACGAAAGCGACCUGAAGGACAACAACUACGAGAAGCUGACCGCCUCGGCUGAUCAUGACGAAGUUGAGGCAAAGGAAACCAUCACGGUCAAUGGCAACGGACAAGCGCCAAACAACUCGGUGAAGAGGACGUUGGAUGAAAAGGAGAUCAUCGCCCAAUGCCUGAUCUUCUUCAUCGCCGGUUUCGAGACGACGGCCACCACACUGAGCAUGGCCGCCUACUUUUUGGCGUUGAACCCCGAAGUACAGGAGCGUCUCUACGACGAGCUCACCGAGGCGCUGGACGGCCUGGAGGUCAACUCGGCGGAGUACUUUGAGAAGGUGAACAGCAAUCAGAUUCCCUACUUGGAUGCGGUCAUCAAGGAGACGCUGCGCCGCAACCCGCCGGUGGCUCGGCUGCAACGCCGCGUCGGUGUGGACAACUACAAACUGGCCGGCAUUCCGCUGGAGAAGGACAUUGAGGUGCAGAUUCCCACCUUCGGCAUCCACCACAACAGCAAAUUUUGGCCCGAUCCGGAUCGUUUCGACCCGGAGCGCUUCAUGCCCGAGAACAAGGACUCCAUCAUCCCCUACACCUACCUUCCAUUUGGCGCUGGUCCUCGAAACUGUAUUGGCAUGCGCUUCGCCUACCAGGAGAUGAAGCUCUGUCUGGCUCAGAUUGCACGAAAGUUCCGCUUUGAGCGAACUGCAAAGACUCAGGUGCCGUUGAAAAUUGACUCACUGGCGCUGAUCAGCAGCAAGGACAUUCAGCUGAGAGUCCUCGAAACUGUAUUGGCAUGCGCUUCGCCUACCAGGAGAUGA